Messenger RNA from Coffea eugenioides, 435 nucleotides. RefSeq lists its product as uncharacterized. The annotation marks the transcript as partial. Lineage: Eukaryota; Viridiplantae; Streptophyta; Magnoliopsida; Gentianales; Rubiaceae. The transcript has a single exon. The record is from RefSeq and is a predicted model, not a curated record.
AUGAUUGACAUUUUCGCUGCUUUGCACUAUACGAAGGAGAGACAGGUGAUAUUUGUUGUCUUCCGGUUAGAGGGAGCAGCCCGUUCUUGGUGGAAUGAGAUCAAAAUGAAGUGGGAGAGAGAUCAAACACCGAGAACACGGGUAAAUUUCAUGAGGGAAUUCAAUGCUAAGUAUUUUCCGUCUCUAAUUCAGGAGAAGAAGGAGGAUGAGUUUAUUCAAUUUCACCAGGGAACUCAAACUGUAGCGGAAUAUGAGAGCCACUUCACCAGAUUAUCUAAGUUCGCUCCCGAACUUAUUGUGACUGAACAGAGGCGAAUAAGGCGGUUUGUUCAGGGACUGAAUGUAGAGAUUCAAAAGGACCUAGCGGUAGCCCAGAUUAGCACCUUUAGCGAUGCUGUGAAAAAAGCCCUGCGAGUUGAAAAUGCGAGAUUACAA